Molecule: messenger RNA, 472 nt
Organism: Oppiella nova
Lineage: Eukaryota; Metazoa; Arthropoda; Arachnida; Sarcoptiformes; Oppiidae
Source: the annotation of a GenBank genome assembly
CCCGAGCACUUCCUGUGCCAACACUGCAACAAACAGUUGAGUGAAGACCCGGAGGGAUAUCACGAGCACAACGACAAGUCCUACUGCCGGCCCUGUUAUAUCGAGUUGUUUGCCCCGUACUGUCGGGGUUGUAAUAAACCGAUUGUUGAGAAGAUAUGUGUGACAGCAUUGGACUCCAAAUGGCAUCCAGACUGUUUUGUGUGCAGAGACUGUCACUGUCCUCUCAAAACCGGCAAUUACUUCGAGUUUGAAGGCGAGCCCUAUUGUGAGGAGCACUACAGAUGUAAGAUGUGUCCGGAUUGUGUGAAACUAAGGAGGGCUCAAAACAAGUACUUCGGACAAUCGCCUCAAAUUAAAUUAGGCGCUUAAUAAUGAAGAGUAUUUAUUCUUCGACCAAUUGAUUCUUAAAUAACCAUUCAUUCAAUUUAAUUAGUUUUCAAUUUUAUAAUAAUAUUUUUCAUACUAAAAUAUU